AUGAGAGCGACCAUUCAGGAUGAACUGCGGUCAGUGAUGCAAAAGAUGGGUCAGUCUCCCACCGAGGAGGAAUUGGACGCAAUGUUCAACGCUGCAGACCAGGAUCAUGACGGGAAUAUUGAUUUCAAAGAAUUCUUGCAAAUUGCUCACGCAAAUCCACUUUCACUUUCACUUAAAGCCGUUUUUGAAGAGCUGGAUGUUGAUGGAGAUGGAUACAUAACCAGCUUGAAAAUUGACUAUCCUAAAAUAUGCGUUUUCGAAAAGAGUAAUGCAACCAUUAAAGUCCUUAUCAGUUUAGGUGUCUCCACAAGAGUUGAAACAAGUCACUCCUCAAAAUGGAUUGUUUCGAAAAUCCUCGUAUAUGGCGCUCUACUUCUGCAAACAAUAAGACAUUGUUUUGUUCGCAUUACUGCUCUUGAGUUGGGUUAA
This is a messenger RNA of Strongylus vulgaris, 429 nucleotides long. NCBI's taxonomy places the organism in Eukaryota, Metazoa, Nematoda, Chromadorea, Rhabditida, Strongylidae. The record is from the annotation of a GenBank genome assembly.